CCUAUAGCUAAUGGGCGGUAAUAGUUCAGAGUCCGUGGACUUUGAAAGGUUUGCACUGAUUUCAUGUUGAUUCCAUCAUCAGUGUUGAGCUGAACAGCACGACACACACACUUGCACACACACUUUAAAACUCAGGGAAAUCAAGACUGAAGAUGUGCCUUUUCACUCUUUAGAUAUUUAUUUUUCAAAACUAUUUAUUAUUGUUUUUAUUCACUGCCUGCAUAUUUCUGCUGGAGUAGAUCAUCGACAGGACUCAAGGGAUAUUCUCAUAUUUGCGUCACUUUCGUGUUUUCAGAUGGAUUUUCCUCCAGAGAUCAGCGUUUUUCUUCUGUCUCUGACAGCGCCGGUGAUUUUAUACACAAUUAACCAUGUGCCCUUCUUACAAGAUCCACAGGUUAUGUUGACUAUAGGCAUCACAGUUCUUACAACAAUAUUCCUCCUGGCAAACCUCAGUGUCAAGAGUAAGAAAUCGACAGACCCUCUGUUCUACGUGUUUGCACUGUUUUCCUUCACGUCUGUUGUCAGCAUCACAAAUGCUCUGCAGCAGGACGGCUUCAUCAAAGGCUUCAUGGACUUUUAUAUUAGCAAGGCAGAGCCGUAUCUAAACACAGCUCACGGUGUGAUGAUGAGCUACUGGGACGGCGUGAUUCACUACUGUCUGCUGCUCUUCAUGAUCCACUGCAUGAGCGAAGGGAAGCCGUUUCGCAGUCUGGGUUUAUUAUGGGCUGGAUCUAUGAUCACCAGUCAGAUUGUAGUAAUCUCUGGCGUCAUAGUGGGUAAAUAUGGGAAAAACCUGGUUCCUGCUCUGUGUAGACAUGGCCCGGCUUUGCUUUUAUCCAUAUGGGCGGCGGUGAGGCUUUUCAAUAGGCCGAGGGAGCUGUCAAUCAUUCCUGCUGACCAGCUGCAGCAGGAGCAGAAGAAAACACUGCUGUCCCGACCUGUAGAUCUGCUGCUGACGCUUGGCCUGCUGGGAAACAUGGCCUUUAAUGCCUUCAGAGGGUUUGUUGUUCUGGAGUGUUCUCUGGAUCUGUGUUUCUCCUACAUCUAUCAGUACGAGCCCUACAUGAAGGACAGCGUCGGCUUUCCUAAAGUCACGAUGCUGGUGCUGCUCUUCUAUGUGUUUCCGCUGUUGUUUGCGUGUGUUUACGGGCUUCACACUCCUGGAUGUACGUGGAUGUUGGACUGGACACUCGUCCUCGCUGGAGCUGUGGCUCAGACUCAGUGGACUCACCUUGGCGCAUCGCUUCAUUCUCGCACACCGUUCACAUACCGGAUCCCGAAAGACGAGUGGCGCACGGUGGUCCUGCUGAACCUGCUGACGGUGGCGCUGCCCGUCCUGCUCGCCCUGCGCUGUUACGCCAAACAAAGCUUCUUCAUCAGAGUCCAUCCAGAAGAACAGACCCGCAACGGCAAGAAGAACAACUGACAGACCUGCAGCACUCACAUCCACAAACUGACAGAACACAACUACAGACUCGGGCUGUAAUCUUGAUCUCUAAACUGUCAAACCAAUUGCAUUUCACAGGAGGGCUAAUGAUUCUCUACUCAAAUAUAUUCAUUCAUUCAUUUUCCUUCAGUGUAGUCCCUUAUUUAUUAGGGGUCGCCACAGUGAAAUGAACUGCCAACUAUUCCAGCAUAUGUUUUACACAGCCCUCCAGCUGCCACCCAGUACUGGGAAACACCCAUACACACUUACAUUCACACACACUCAUACACUAUGGCCAGUUUAGUUCAUCCAAUCCCCUUGUAGUUCACCUGUUUGGACUGAGGGGGAAAUCGGAGCACCCGGAGGAAAUCCACAGCAAACAAUGCACAUGCAAAUUCACACAGAAAUGCCAACUGACCCAGCCGGACUCGAACCAGCGACCUUCUUGCUGUGAGGCGAUAAUGCUAACCACUGAGUCUCCGUGUCGCCUAUUUUAAGUUGUUUUUUAAGUCUUAAUAACAUUAUUUAAAGUCUUAUAAGUCUUCAUUUCAGUUGUAUUGUCAGUAUCAGUGUGAUUAAAGCGAUAUCAGACAAAUGCCUGAUUUUAUUUAUUUAAGGUGAACACAAAAAAUGACUAAAUUGCAUGGAUUUAAAAUAUUAUUAUUGGGCUUCAUUGAUGAAAUGAAUCGAUCUGAUCUGUUUUUCUUUUGCACAGUGUGUCUUGAUGUGUGUGAGUGUGUGGAAUGGUGAAAACUACUGAACUCUAGGAGGUUUAUCUCUGGUCAGUUGGUAAAAACUCAAUAAAUAUGGACUCUGGACUAGUU
Molecule: messenger RNA, 2250 nt
Organism: Danio rerio (zebrafish)
Lineage: Eukaryota; Metazoa; Chordata; Actinopteri; Cypriniformes; Danionidae
Source: RefSeq, a predicted model, not a curated record